Cydia splendana is the source of this 766-nucleotide messenger RNA. RefSeq lists its product as uncharacterized. The record is from RefSeq and is a predicted model, not a curated record. The transcript is spliced from 4 exons. The coding region runs from base 96 to 572 and encodes 158 amino acids. Gene Ontology annotation, biological process: sleep; positive regulation of voltage-gated potassium channel activity; regulation of synaptic transmission, cholinergic. NCBI's taxonomy places the organism in Eukaryota, Metazoa, Arthropoda, Insecta, Lepidoptera, Tortricidae.
CCUCUUAUAUCGUUACUUGAUUUUGGCCGUUGAUAGCAACGUUUAUACGAAUUAAAGUAAUAUUUGAAUAUAAUACUUUGUAAAAAGAAAGAAAUAUGAAAUACUUCUUGAUAUUACUUGUAUUAGUUUCAACAUUAAAUAAAUGUUUAGCUAUCUGGUGCUACCAAUGCACCGGGGCGACUCCUGGUUGUUCGGAGCCCUUCAAUUGGCGUGGCAUUGGAUACCUUGGGCAGCCAUGCCUGGAUAAUGAUGAUAUCUGCGUCAAACUUAUCGAGAGAAAAGGAGCCCAAGAAGUUAUAACUAGAGACUGCCUGAGCAACUUCAGGGCGUUCAGGACGGACAUCCCAGCGGACACCUACGAGGGGUGCCGGCCGGCCGCUAAGGAUGUCAACUUGGCCAACUAUGUCAACAAUACUGUCAAAGAACUUGAUGUCAAACGAGACUGGUACGACGAGACGACAUGGUGUUUCUGCUUCCUGGACCACAGGUGUAACGGUGCCUCAGUCAAAUCACUCUCAAUGGCAUUGCCAAUCGUAUUCAGUGCCGCGCUAUUGUUAACCAGACCACAAUGAUGACGACAUUCAUUCAUUUUAUGAUACCUAUAGACUGUCCAGCGACAUAUUUACGAUUUUAUAAUUUGUUUAAAAAAACUGUAACAUAUGAGGUUAGAUGUGGUAAGAGAAACCAUGAGGCAAACUUAGAGAUCUUAAAGAUGUUAAAAAUUUAAUUUAAUGAUGAUAAAGAAACUAAUGCAUAAAUAAAAUUA